AUGCACUAUGCGCGGGUGCCUUCAGCCUACUGGAGAGACAGACUCCAGAAAAUGAAGGACUGUGGCCUCAACACAGUCCAGACAUACGUCCCCUGGAACUUCCACGAGCCACGGCCGGGCGUCUUCGACUUCUCUGGAGACAGAAACCUCAGCUACUUCUUGCAGACGGCCCAGGACGUUGGUCUUCUCGUCAUAGUACGAGCAGGUCCAUACAUAUGUGCAGAGUGGGAUAUGGGUGGCCUGCCUGCCUGGCUCCUCACGCACAAAGACAUAGCCCUGCGCAGCUCCGACACUGUCUACCUCGACUACGUAGACAAGUGGAUGACUCAACUACUACCCAUAGUGAAGUCACAUCUAUAUUCCAACAACGGCCCUGUGAUAACAGUUCAGGUUGAAAAUGAAUACGGGAGCUACUAUGCCUGCGAUAAAAAGUACAUGGAACACUUGUACGUUCUCUUCCGAUACUUGCUGGGAGAUGACGUCGUGCUUUUUACCACAGACGGAGACAGCGAUGGAUACCUCAAGUGCGGUACUCUCACACCUUACCUGUAUGCCACUGUUGACUUUGGAGUAACGGUAGACCCGGCGGCAAACUUCAAGAGCCAGCGAGACUACGAACCGAAGGGCCCUCUGGUGAACUCAGAGUUCUACACAGGGUGGUUGGACCACUGGGGUCAGCCGCAUCAGACAAAGAGCUCAAAGGCGGUGGCAGACUCUCUCUAUCUCAUCCUCAAACUAAACGCCUCGGUCAACAUGUACAUGUUUGAAGGCUGGGACCAACUUUGCGUUUUGGAACUGGUGCAAAUGCUCGGGAGCACGUACCAGCCUCAACCCACCAGCUAUGACUACAAUGCUCCUCUCACAGAGGCAGGGGAUCCAUGGGAAAAAUACACACUCGUCAGCCAAGUCAUAAGCUCUUAUACCGGUACAGUGCCCUAUACGCCACUUGUGGAGCCCAAGGGAGCCUAUGGUAAAGUGUACAUGACAGCAGCUGUGGGCCUUUUCGACUCCCCACAGCUCGUAGCGAACCAGGUGUCUUCUGACACGCCAGUUAGUAUGGAAAUGCUUGGACAAAGUUUUGGUUUCAUGAUCUAUAGCACUAAGCUGCCGUCUGAGCUAACUGGACGAUCUUCAAGUUCUAUGACCAUAUCAGGACUCAAAGAUCGCGCAUCUGUCUACAUUGACGGAGUCUUGAAGGGGACGGGAAUGAGGGGAGACCCUGUUAAAUCAGACGUUAGUUUGACCAUCGAUAUCCCUAGCGGUGCCGUUGACUUGGACAUAGUGGUGGAGAACAUGGGAAGGAUAAACUAUGGCAGUCUCCUGAAUGAUAGCAAGGGGAUUCUGGGGUCCGUGGGUAUUGAUGGGCAAGCCCUCACUCAGUGGGUAUCCAAAGCAGUUCCACUGGACAACAGUACUCUCAUACCGUUUCAGCAGCUCAACGAGACGGUAAGAAUGCCAAACUCGACCGUUUUCUACCGUGGAACGUUUCGAUUCGACGGCCAAGCCUACUCUACCUACCUGAAUGUCUCUGGCUGGAGCAAGGGAGUUGCGUUUGUCAACGGCUACAGUCUGGGUCGCUACUGGCCUGUGAAGGGACCACAGAAGACGCUCUAUGUCCCAGGAGCCUUCCUUCGCUCCAACACAGAGCUAAACGAACUCAUUCUCUUUGAGAUCGACCACUCUCCCUGCAUUCCACCUUACAACAAUUGCUUUGUGUCACUUGUAGACACCCCUGACAUUGGAUAA
Geodia barretti is the source of this 1746-nucleotide messenger RNA. NCBI's taxonomy places the organism in Eukaryota, Metazoa, Porifera, Demospongiae, Tetractinellida, Geodiidae. The record is from the annotation of a GenBank genome assembly.